AUGGAUCUACAGACACGAGUGAAGGCGUAUCGCUUCGUCGCCUAUUCGGCGGUGGCCUUUUCGGCCGUAGCUGUACUCUCUGUUUGUGUCACCCUACCACUUGUCUACAACUAUGUACAUCAUGUGAAACGCACCAUGCAACAGGAGAUUGCCUUCUGCCAGGAUUCUGCGGAAAAGAUUUGGACUGAGGUGCGUGAGCUGAAGGACAUCCCCACCGCCCGCAAUCGUACCGCUCGCCAGGCUGGCUAUGAUUUUGCCGUCACUGGAGGACAACAAGCUCAAGCAGGAUCUUGCGACUCCUGCUGCCUUCCCGGCCCUCCUGGCCAAGCCGGAACUCCCGGAAAGCCCGGACGCCCCGGAAAGUCUGGAGCCCCAGGCCUCCCUGGAAACCCUGGACGUCCCCCACAGCAACCUUGCGAGCCGGUUACACCUCCGCCCUGCAAACCUUGCCCUCAAGGACCUCCCGGACCCCCUGGACCUCCCGGAGAGCCCGGAGAUGCUGGAGCACCAGGUCUCCCCGGAUCGCCCGGCCCCAAUGCUGCCCCCGGAGAGCCUGGACCAAAGGGACCACCUGGACCACCCGGAAACCCCGGAGCCCCCGGAAAGCCUGGACAACCCGGUGUGGACGCACAGAGCUCACCGCUCAUCCCUGGAGAACCUGGACCUGCUGGAGACCCCGGACCUCAAGGCCCCCCUGGUGCUCCCGGAAAAUCUGGGUCUCCUGGAACAGCUGGUCUCCCCGGACCGAAAGGACCGCCAGGACCGAAUGGUCAACCUGGCGCGGAUGGAAACCCCGGUCGCCCUGGACAGUCUGGACCUCCUGGACAAGCCGGAGAGCGUGGUAUCUGCCCCAAGUAUUGCGCCAUCGAUGGCGGAGUGUUCUUCGAGGAUGGUACUCGUCGU
Molecule: messenger RNA, 903 nt
Organism: Mesorhabditis spiculigera
Lineage: Eukaryota; Metazoa; Nematoda; Chromadorea; Rhabditida; Rhabditidae
Source: the annotation of a GenBank genome assembly